Molecule: messenger RNA, 5795 nt
Organism: Zootoca vivipara (common lizard)
Lineage: Eukaryota; Metazoa; Chordata; Lepidosauria; Squamata; Lacertidae
Gene: GALNT3
Product: polypeptide N-acetylgalactosaminyltransferase 3
Biological process (GO): protein O-linked glycosylation
Cellular component (GO): Golgi apparatus
Molecular function (GO): polypeptide N-acetylgalactosaminyltransferase activity
Source: RefSeq, a predicted model, not a curated record
AAAAGCCAUAGAGGGCAGCGGAGGAGGAGGAUCAUUUUAGGGCCUCCCGUGUUUCUCGCGCCCGCCAGGGGCACGUGGGCCUGCCUGGGGCCUUCCGUUGGAGGAGCGGAAGGAGGGGCUGCGCGCGCGCCUUACCUGAGCUGCCCAGGUGAGCCACUCAAGUGAACGCCCUCCUCGGCCCCCACGCUCACCUGGGCGCUUCCGAGCCUCACGGAGCGGCCAAUCGCAGGCCAGGGUUUUUCGCUCGCCGCCCUGGCAACGGAGCGCCGCCGCCGGGGAACGAGAGGGGAGAAGGAGGGAAGGAGGGCAAAGGGAGGCACGCUCGCCCCUUCCUUCCUUCCACGCCGACACCGCUUUCUUCGCGUUGCUGGCACAGAUAUGACCAUUUUAUGAAGUAUCUAACUACCUCUAUGAAUAAAGAAUAGCAUCAUUGGAAGCACUUGCAUACGUGGACAAGUGGAGGGUCGACGUGAUGGCUUACAUAAGGCUCCUAAGACGAUACACAGUGAAACAUUUGUCCCACUGGAAACUUUGGAAGUUUACCUUCGUUAUUUUUAUCUUCUUGAUAUUUGUGUUUCUGCUACAAAGAGAAGUUGGCAUUCAGGAUUUUAAUGAGGAGCCUGGGAGCCCAUCAAAAGAUGGAAAGAUUAAUAAUGUACUGGGUCUAGUAUUAAAAGCUGUGAACAAUAUUAAAGUUGCAAAGCCAAAAAUGCAGAUUAAAGCGCCUAUUAGGCAAACUCAAAAGGCAGGGCAGAAGCGCUGUUUACCUGGAUCCUAUACAGCAGCAGAGCUGACACCUCACCUGGAUCGACCCCCUCAGGACUCUAAUGCUCCAGGGGCUUCUGGUAAACCAUUCAAAACGGUCAAUUUAAGUCCAGCUGAGAAGAAGGAAAAAGAACACGGGGAUGAAAAACAUUGUUUCAAUGCUUUCGCAAGUGACAGGAUUUCCUUACACCGGGAUCUUGGACCAGACACGCGACCUCCUGAAUGUAUCGAGCAAAAGUUUAAACGCUGUCCUCCACUACCUACCACAAGUGUUAUCAUAGUUUUCCACAAUGAAGCAUGGUCUACUCUUUUAAGAACAGUUCACAGUGUAAUGUACACUUCCCCUGCAAUAUUACUGAAGGAAAUAAUUUUGGUGGAUGAUGCCAGUGUAGAUGAAUACUUGCAGGAUAAAUUGGAUGAUUAUGUGAAACAAUUCCAGAUAGUUAAAGUUGUCCGACAAAAGGAAAGAAAGGGGCUCAUCACUGCUCGAUUAUUAGGCGCUUCAAUAGCAACUGGAGAAACCCUCACUUUUUUGGAUGCACACUGUGAAUGUUUCUAUGGCUGGCUAGAGCCAUUGUUGGCCAGAAUCGCUGAAAACAAUACUCGUGUCGUAAGCCCUGAUAUUUCAUCUAUAGAUCUAAAUACAUUUGAAUUUAUGAAACCUUCUCCUUAUGGUCAAAACCAUAAUAGAGGGAAUUUUGACUGGGGUUUGUCCUUUGGAUGGGAAUCUCUUCCUGAGCAUGAAGGCAAGAGAAGGAAAGAUGAAACGUAUCCUAUUAAAACGCCCACUUUUGCAGGGGGCCUCUUUUCAAUAUCAAAGGACUACUUUUACAAAGUUGGAAGCUAUGAUGAAGAAAUGGAAAUAUGGGGAGGAGAAAAUAUAGAAAUGUCUUUCCGAGUGUGGCAAUGUGGGGGUCAGCUGGAAAUCAUACCUUGCUCAGUUGUGGGCCAUGUAUUUCGCAGCAAGAGCCCCCAUACCUUUCCAAAAGGGACUCAAGUGAUCACCCGUAAUCAAGUUCGUCUUGCAGAAGUCUGGAUGGAUGAAUAUAAGUAUAUAUUUUACCGGAGAAACACAGAAGCAACAAAAAUAGUUAAACAAAAAACAUUUGGUGACCUCUCAAAAAGAUAUGAGUUAAAGCAACAAUUACAAUGUAAAAACUUUACGUGGUACCUUAGCAAUGUUUAUCCUGAGGCAUAUGUACCCGACUUGAAUCCUCCAUUAUAUGGAUUUAUAAAAAAUGUUGGGAGAAGAACAUGCCUGGAUGCUGGAGAAAAUAAUAAUGGUGGCAAGCCAUUGAUUAUGUAUACAUGUCACGGGCUUGGAGGAAACCAGUACUUUGAAUAUUCUGCACAUCAUGAAAUUAGACACAACAUCCAGAAAGAGCUGUGCCUGCAUGCUUUAGCAGGAGAAGCACAGCUUCAUGACUGUGACUACAAAGGGAAGAACAGCAGAACCCCUCCAGAAGAGAAAUGGGAGCUCCGAGAGGACCAGUCGUUGUACAACGCAGCCUUAAAGAUGUGCCUGACAGGAAAUAAAGAACAUCCAAGCUUGGUGCCGUGUAACCCCUCAGAUGUCUUCCAAAAAUGGAUUUUUGGCCGAAACAAUUAAGUACUGGCAAUUAGGAGGUGUUUUAAACGGGAACUGUAUCUCCUUCAAAAUUAUCCAGGUUUAACUUAAAUUAUGCAAGGUCAUCUUAUCUGUAAAAAAAAAAAAAAUUAAAGCAUUUUUACAUCAAAAUUAAAAUGCACAAUUUAGCUGGCAAGAAAUCCAAGGAAUACUUAGGUUUCUUGAUUCUUAAAAAAAUGUUUACAAAUAUUGGAAAUUAUAUUUCCAGUAAAUAUAUUUUUGUAAAACCUCUGUCUUUAAGACACAAUUCUCAGUGGUUUGGGGAUAGUUUGUAAAGGUUUUACAUACAUGCAUUCCCAAACACAUUCUGGUCAAUAACUGAAGAAACUUGUUGAUAGAGGUUACGGGAGAUGAUUUUUUUUGUAUAUUAUCUGAAAAAUAGAGUGCCUUAUAGGUGUUCUUUAUAAUUUAAACUGUGACAGCUUUCCUUAAAUGACCACCCCUGGUUUACACAUUGAUCUAGUUGGCUCAGUGUUUAUAGCAAGAAAUAUCUAUGAAGUUUAUCAAUUUUUCUCAAACUAUGAAGUUCUAUUACCACUCCAAUGAAUAAUACGUUCUUGGUGUUAGCCCCUUGCAAACUGGUUGGGUCUCUAUAUGCUGCAGUUUUUGGUGUUCUGUUGUUCAUUAUGCUUAUCAGUGAUGAGCUUUGUAUGUUUAAGAUUUCUUAAACUGAUUACAAAAUUGUUCUCUUUUGGUUGAAAAGGUGUUUAUUGCUUCUCCUGAUACAUCACAUUACUUGCUUCUUAGACAAUUCUGGCAUCUCUCAUAUUUUUUUUUCUAUUAUGUAUGGGUUCCAAGUUUCCAUAUCUCUAAAUCCUAUUUUCCUCUUUCAUGUGUUCAGAAUUCAAAACAUGACCCUUUUAAUUCAAAACUAUUGCAAAACAUUUUAAGUAACUGGUGUCUUUCAUCAGAAAUUUGUAAUGUUUUAACUGAACCUGCUGGGUUUAGCGUUAGGAUUAUUUGCUUUCUACAUGCAAGGAAUUUUAACAAAAUAUCUUACUAGUUGCACAUUCUGUGAUUAAACACCUUAAUUAAGAGUCAGUAUUCAGAACUUUUUGCUGCUUAGUGUGAUGGGUCAACAAUGCUGAGAAAAAUAGAGGGGUUUUCAAGUACAAUGCCAUGUAAACUCACGGAUUUUUCACUCGUGCACCUAGAUUAUUCCCACACACCUUCCACAAUUCUGCUCCAGAGGGUUGGGGAGAGCCCCUAGAACAGAUUUAGGGGGCAUGCUGGGGAGGAGAACAUUACAUUGUGAUAGAAUCAGAUAAUUGGCAUUACAUUUGAUUCACUCUUAGCAAUUAAACCAAGAAGUUGCAAAUAAAAGCUCACUCUUUGUGGAUAAUUCCUCUAGCAUUUAAAAGAGAGGGGACGGAUUGCAGGAAUAUAUUUGCAUUGCAGGUAUAUAUUUGCUAUUCAUUCUUAGAUUCCUGUGCUGUGUUUCAUGUGCACACAGAGACCUUACAAAUUGGCGCCAGUUCUUCUCCAUGGAGAAGUUAGAGGGUUGCCACCAGAAAAAAAAAUGCUCAUCACCACCCCAGACAUAUGUGGAAGCACUUUCUCUGCUCUUGGGGGCCUUUUUGGAUCCAGCCAAAGCAUUUUUUGUGGUCUUCAGAUCUUUUGGGUUACAACUCCCGUCAGCCCCAGCCAUCAUGGCCAAUGUUCAGGGGUGAUAGGGGGGCUGUAGUUCAAAACAUUUGGAGGACAUUAGAUUGGGGAAGGUUGUUACAGCACUUCUCAGAAGCUGAUAAAGCAGUUUUCUUUAUUUAGGUAUCUGUGGUUUUAAACAAAGAAGUGGGUGUUGUUGCCUUGCAUAUACACUAUUGAAAGCUUAUUGUUGAGAUGCUGCUUGCAUAAGCAGAGUUUUGCAAUGUGGCAGAUGGUUGAAGCAAAACUAUUGUUCUUCCUUAAAAGUAUGUUUUCUGUUUAUACAGUGGUUUUCCUCUACUUUGUUGAUUUGGUGUUUAAGUCACAAAGUUAACUACUACUUCUUCCUCCGUACUUGCAUUGCCCCAAAACUAUAAACUGAGGCUAUAAUUAUGACUUCAUAGCACUUCAACGUUAUAUUUUUAUCUUUUCCACAGCAUGCAGUUCUACUGUGUCCCUACCCCACCACCGCACUGGUCUUCCAUCUGAUUUAAACAUGAUACAUUUAACUACAGUUGUUCUAGGCUGAGUUCUUAAUUCUUCCUUGUACUCCUAAGCAUUUAUUUCAGAUAUAUGUGACAUGCUGUACAGAACGCCUCUUUAAUCUUGUUUCAUAAACGUAAUAAAAUAAAAAAUAUUUUGAUGCAAAAGCUACCCUUUGGAAUUUUGGGGUGUGUGUGCAGCUUUCUGUUUCUUUGCUUGGGUUUGAGAGUGCUCCAGUGACUUUGUAUGAUGUUCAAAGCCACUAAAAAAGGAAACACAAGAAACCUUGGCAACUGCAGCAGCACAGCCCUGGGACCAACCAGGAACAAAUGUUUGGCAGUUCUGCAGGCAAAGUGUAGCCAUGUUGGUGUAUUUGUAUUGCUCACUCUAGCAGGAGGGAGCAGGCAGCCUGAUGCGGAAUUAAUCUGGACUAUUCAGAUUAAUUACUAGAGCAUCCUUUGGACGUUUGAAAAAUGAAUCCAUUGCAAAUUACUGAGUCAGGCCCAUAGGUGCUGGCCUGUAGCCAUAACAAGGUUGCAUGCCAUCUUCUAGAAGCUGCAGCGUCUAUCAGCACCUUAUGCUCAAAUGAAUGCUCAGAUUUUUCUCUUAUUUCACCCAAUUCCUCUGUUUUUAAACUUCUUCAGCUAUCAUUUUCUAGUGCCCCCUUCCUUUAACCUGAUACCUUUUGGAGCCCUACCUCCUUUCUCGGGCCUCUGAUUCCACCAGGUUCUUUGGAAUCUGAGCAGCUCAAUUAAAGGCAGACCCAAAUACAGAAGUAAAAAAGUAGGACCACCCAUCUGUUUCUGGCAAAUGAGUUGUUCCAUUCUCCAAAGCUGUUUUCUUGCAUUCAAGUGCUUGUGAAAAAGAUAUUUGUGGUUGUUGUUUUUUGUGAUUGUGUCAGUAUGUCUCCUCCAAAGGAAGCCACAGAGCUCCAUUGAUCAUCAUUCACAGCAGAAUAAAUAGCUUGGCAGCAGAUGUUCAUGUCUUUCUCUUGCAUCAAUCCAUGUAAUCUCGUUCAGAUAAUAUAUUUUGUAAAAUGCAGCAUUCUAUUACUACAGUUGUAUCAAUCCUGUGUUAUCUUUUAUUUUAGUUAUUUCUGUUUUCAAAUUCAUUGAGACUGUAGCUAUACAAUAGCCAAAGGGAAUCAGUGAAUGGUAUAGCUCCUGAAAGGAACAUGUUAAGAGUGUAUUUAACAAGGUAAUAUUAAUUACAGGUAGGUAGCCGUGUUGGUCUGACGUAGUCAAAACAAAAUAAAAAAAUUCCUUCCAGCAGCACC